GCCAGGGGCGGACUGACCAUUAGUAAACUCGGGCACUGCUCGAGGGCCCGGAGUCAGUAGGGGGCCCCAUGAGAUGCCCCUGGUACAUUUUUCAUAGGGUUUUUUUGAGUUUGGGCAAGGACACGGGGCCCCAUGAUUCCCUAUUGCCCGGGGGCCCCAUGAGUUGUCAGUCCGACCCUGAGCUCCGCUUGAACUUUUCUGGAAUCUCUCCAGGGGCGGACUGACCAUUUGAAAACUCGAGGGCCCAGGGUCAGUAGGGUCCCCAUGAAAUGCCCCUGGUACCUUUUUAUAGGUUUUUUUAGGUGUGCUUUGAGUGUGGACAAGGACACAGGGGCCCCAUGAUCCCCUAUUGUCCGGGGGCCCCAU
Molecule: messenger RNA, 366 nt
Organism: Staurois parvus
Lineage: Eukaryota; Metazoa; Chordata; Amphibia; Anura; Ranidae
Source: the annotation of a GenBank genome assembly